AAUAAUAAAUUGAGAUUUCAAUUUUCUUAAAUUUAGAAAACGGAGAUUAAAAACGUCAGAACAUAAAAGCAUCAAUGGAAAGCAUCAACGACAAAACAUCUGUGGCGGAAUUGCAAAAAAUUUUACAAAAAUUAGAUGUACCUUUACAAGUUACGGAAAUUCUAGAAGAUAAGAACCACAAAGAUAGUGCAUGAACCGUUACGUUAUGGAACAUACACGAUUACAUUGUUCAGUAUGCAAUAAUAUGAUUUCACAUGGAUUGAAUGGUUUACGUCAGCAUUUCAUCAAUUACCAUGGACUCACGAUUACUCGGAAAAUGGGCAAUACAGAUUUUGUAUGCGGGCAAAACGGUUGUCAAAGAAAGUAUAAAUUUUUUUUUAAAUUGAGAGAGCAUAUAAGAAAACAACAUUUAAAUAAAACAUUUAAUAAUUUGAAAAAUAAUGAGAUAUUACAUGAUGAAGCAAUUGAAGAUUUGUUCAAAACUAUAGAUAUUGAAUAUUUAUUUCACAACUUGAGAACCUUAGAUCAACACAUGACAGCUCUUAAAACAACAUAUGGGUAUAUUGAUCCAAAAGAAAUUCCCUUAGGUUAUCGAAUGGAUAUGGUUAUGGAUAAUGAAACAUGUUCUUUUAAACCUAAAUCGGUACUGGAAUCGUGUCAAUAUGUACCUAUUAUCAAGGUUUUAAAGCUUCUGUUAUCAAAUAAAGACAUUAUGCAAGCUAUACAAAAUGAAAAAAAAUCGAAAGCAGGAUUAUUGGAAUCUUUUCUUGAUGGCGAACAUUUUAAAAUUCACCCUUUUUUUCUCAAGAUAUCCAAAUGCUUUAAGAUUAGGGUAAAUAUUUACCCUUAGAUAGCACCCGCCAAUCAACUUCCGUUUGACCUUGAUA
Molecule: messenger RNA, 887 nt
Organism: Vollenhovia emeryi
Lineage: Eukaryota; Metazoa; Arthropoda; Insecta; Hymenoptera; Formicidae
Exons: 3
Coding region: 191-850 (219 amino acids)
Source: RefSeq, a predicted model, not a curated record